CGGAACCUUUAGGAGACGUGAGCGAUUAGUUGGCCUGGCGCGUUGCAUGAUAGGAAAGCGGGAUGUUCAAAUCUGGUUCCGCUGUAACUGGCGCCUGGUAAACAUGGAGGAGCGAGUCAGUGCCGUGAACACUCCGGCUAACGUGCCCAUGACACGGAGGAAGAGCUAUGGACGCAGCUGUAUGGAGAACCCGUCUCUGUUCUGGCAAACGCCGGGCCAUUUAACAACACUCGGCCACAGGGUCCCCACCAGCAGAGGAGCUGCAAGAUCCUGCAAUGUUAUAAGUAAAGUGGACCCAGAGCAAAUAGCGCUUCUGAUGAAGCACGAGUGGAAGCUGGCGUACGUCACGCCGCUGUACAGGUUCCAACACGCACGGCUGAAAUCGUACUCCAAACACCUCACAGCUUUCAUCGUAGCCGAGAGGCAGCAGGGGGUCGCCAUCGAGGUCGGAACGGAGGCAGGGAUUAAGGUCACAGUCUCCACCCUCCAAGGCAUCGCAGAAAACGAGGACGACGCGGAAACCGUUUUUAUUCAGAUACACUCUAAACCCAUGUUCGGCGCAGACGCUUUGAAACCGGUGUGGCGCGGCUGGUUGACCUGCGUGAACGGAGAUCACGAGUACAUAAAGUCGCUGCCCCCGGAUUUUGUCAGCCUUCCCCUGUUCUGCAGCAGCGGCUCCGAGCCCCUCACGGCUCUGGUCAAGUCCUGGUUCGAACGCACCUUUGACUGUAACUUCGGCCCUCUGUUUCUGAACUCCACCACUCUGAACUGGCUGGCUGCCCUGUGGACCGGCUGCCACCCCGACAGCAAUAUCAGGUUCCUGAAGCUGAGCUGGACCAUGCCCACGCAGCCCUCGCUGGACAUCAUGUACACCGUGAACCCGCAGGACGCCUGGGAGCUGUGGAACAGCAUUCACAGCGAGGACGGUGCAGACGAUAGGAUCCACAUCGACGAGGUGCAGCAGUUUAUGAAUGGACUCGAGACUCACCUUUUCAGACAUUUUAAGAUCUACCUGUCGGCUGGGACGCUCAUGAAGGUCUCCACUUCCCUCGGUUCAGCUCAUCACGACGGCAAGAUCAAGCUUGUCAUAUUACAAAGAAGCCACAAAGCCCACUGUCCCGGACCCCGACACUGAAGACUCCAUCCAUGAACGUUAAAUAACUGUCUCUUUGCACGAAGCUUCAGCACAUCAAUUAUUCUAAUGUUUGUUUGUUUUUUUUUAAUAAUGAGACUUGCUUCAAAUGAACUCACAGUAGUGAAAGCUACUUUUAUACUGGGUGGCACAGGGACAUUUUGCUGCUGGAAGUUGACCCAUUGCGAUCGUGUUUAAAACUCCUUUUAAACUUUUGAGAUCCUGAUCCGUGUUGGCAUGAGUGCGUUUCAUGACUGCUGCAGAUUUGUCUGCAGAACAUCCAUAUUGGAAAACUACACGCUCUAUUAGCGACUCGGCCGUAGGGCUGUGACAAGAACCUGCCGAUACGAUACGCAUCACGAUACAGGGGUUGCGAUACGAUGUGUUGUGAUACUGUAAGCAAGCCGAUAUAUUGGGAUGUUUUUUAGCUGUCAUUAAGAAAACACCGCCAUAUGCAAACCGUGGCAAAAAAAAAAAAAAUGUAUUAGUGGUGUGCCCUUAUGCUAGUACAUCCUGUCACUGUUUAAGUUCAGAGAUAAGAAGACAACUGGCAUGAAUUUAUUAAUUUUUUUUAAUAUAGCUGGAGAAUCAAAACUAUA
Molecule: messenger RNA, 1731 nt
Organism: Silurus meridionalis
Lineage: Eukaryota; Metazoa; Chordata; Actinopteri; Siluriformes; Siluridae
Gene: cenpl
Product: centromere protein L
Exons: 5
Coding region: 47-1135 (362 amino acids)
Source: RefSeq, a predicted model, not a curated record